Molecule: messenger RNA, 3354 nt
Organism: Callorhinchus milii (elephant shark)
Lineage: Eukaryota; Metazoa; Chordata; Chondrichthyes; Chimaeriformes; Callorhinchidae
Gene: dgkb
Product: diacylglycerol kinase, beta
Exons: 25
Coding region: 63-2438 (791 amino acids)
Biological process (GO): lipid phosphorylation; intracellular signal transduction; diacylglycerol metabolic process
Cellular component (GO): plasma membrane
Molecular function (GO): ATP-dependent diacylglycerol kinase activity; calcium ion binding
Source: RefSeq, a predicted model, not a curated record
CGGAGGGAGGACCUGUUAACCAUCGGCUGCUCGGGAAAGGCUGAGCCGGGAAUGCGGAGGAGAUGAGCGUGAACGCCACCGCCACUGCCCGGGAGCAGUGGGUCACUCUGAGCCCCGCGGAGUUCUCCCAACUGCAGAAGUACGCGCAGUAUUCCACAAAGAAACUUAAAGAUGUUCUGGAAGAAUUCCAUGGCUCUGGUGUGCUGGCAAAAUACAAUCCUGAGCAGAAGCAGGAUGUUCUCACUCAACCAAUAGACUUUGAAGGCUUCAAGCUGUUUAUGAAGACAUUCUUGGAGGCAGAGUUGCCUGAUGACUUCUGUCAGCAUCUCUUCAUGUCAUUCAGGAACAAGUCCUCCCCAAGCCCUUCAUCACAGGAGAGGACUCGCAUAAGUGGGCUUCAGGUGACUAAAGAAAGCUCGUCUCCGUCGGUAACCUCUUCGUUUACCAGCAUCAAUGAAUCAGAAGUGGUCCAGCUGAAGGAUAUUGUCUGCUAUCUGUCCCUACUGGAGGGAGGGCGACCUGAGGACAAGCUCGAGUUUAUGUUCCGUCUUUACGACACAGAUGGAAAUGGGUCGUUGGAUAGCUCGGAGCUUGAGCAGAUCAUAAGUCAGAUGAUGCACGUAGCUGAAUAUCUUCAAUGGGAUGUCACAGAACUAAAACCAAUCCUUCAGGAGAUGAUGGAUGAGAUAGAUUAUGAUCAUGAUGGCACAGUGUCCCUGGAGGAAUGGAUUCAAGGAGGAAUGACAACUAUCCCCCUUCUUGUGCUCCUGGGGUUGGAAACGAAUGUGAAAGAUGAUGGACAGCACGUGUGGAGGCUGAAGCACUUCAAUAAACCUGCCUACUGCAAUCUCUGUCUGAACAUGUUGAUUGGUCUUGGCAAGCAGGGCCUCUGUUGCUCAUUUUGCCAUUAUACAGUUCAUGAACGCUGUGUGGCCAGGGCCCCUUCCUCCUGUAUCAACACCUAUGUCAAGUCAAAAAAGAAUACAGCUAUAAUGCAUCACUUUUGGGUGGAAGGAAACUGUCCAAAGAAAUGUGACAAAUGCCAUAAAACCAUCAAGUGCUAUCAAGGUCUGACUGGUCUUCACUGUGUGUGGUGUCAAAUUACUCUGCAUAACAAAUGUGCUUCCCACGUGAAACCUGAAUGUGAUUUGGGACCACUGAUAGAUCAUAUUUUACCACCGUCUUCCAUCUGCCCGCUUGUACUGGAUCGGCAAUCCACUGUGAAAAGAAAAGACGGCACUUCUCUGCAAAUAAAGAACUCAGAGGAGCGUAACAAAAUGCAAAGAGCCAACUCGAUCACUGUUGAUGGACAGGGAUUGCAGAUCACACCAGUUCCAGGUACACAUCCACUUCUGGUGCUCGUCAAUCCCAAAAGUGGUGGGAAGCAGGGAGAAAGAAUCUUCAGAAAGUUCCAGUUCCUUCUGAAUCCGCGCCAGGUUUACAGUCUCGCCAAUAGCGGGCCAAUGCCAGGGUUAAAUUUUUUUCGAGACGUCCCAAAUUUUAGAGUUCUGGCCUGUGGUGGGGAUGGAACUGUAGGAUGGAUCUUGGAUUGUGUAGACAAGGCGAAUUUACUCCAACAUCCUCCAGUUGCAGUUCUUCCACUUGGGACAGGCAAUGACUUAGCGAGGUGUCUGAGAUCAGGAGGAGGUUAUGAAGGGGAGAGCCUGAUGAAGAUCCUCAAAGACAUUGAGAACAGCACAUUGGUCAUGCUUGAUAGAUGGAACUUUGAGGUGAUUCCAAGCAACAAAGAGGAAAAGGGGGAUCCCGUGCCUUACAAUAUCAUCAACAACUACUUUUCUAUUGGAGUGGAUGCCUCGAUUGCCCACAAAUUCCACAUCAUGCGAGAAAAACAUCCUGAGAAGUUCAACAGCAGAAUGAAGAACAAAUUCUGGUAUUUUGAAUUUGGCACAUCUGAAACCUUCUCUGCCACUUGCAAGAAACUGAACGAGUCUGUGGAGCUGGAGGUUGAUGGUAUUUUGCUGGAUUUGAGUAAUAUUUCCCUGGAAGGCAUUGCUGUGUUGAACAUACCAAGCAUACAUGGAGGAUCAAACCUUUGGGGCGAGAGCAAAAAAAGACGGAGUUAUCAUCGAGCCAGUAAAAAGGCACCAGAUAAACGGGGCACAGUUUUAGAUGCUAAAGAGCUGAAGUUCUGUGCUCAAGAUGUCACUGACCAGUUGUUUGAAGUGAUUGGCCUCGAAGGUGCCAUGGAAAUGGGACAGAUCUACACUGGACUAAAGAGUGCAGGAAAGCGGCUGGCUCAGUGCUCUUCCCUCAUCAUCAGAACCAGCAAGUUCCUGCCAAUGCAGAUUGAUGGAGAGCCUUGGAUGCAGACCCCUUGCACAAUUACUAUAACCCACAAGAAUCAGGCUCCGAUGUUGACAGCUCCACCUCCCAAGACUGGCUUCUUUUCUUCAAUCAUCAAGCGAACUAGAAGCUAAAGGAAAAGCAUAAAAUAGGAGAAGAAUUAAAUCAGUUGAGCUGUGCAGUUUUCUCUCAGUCUUACAUCAAGGACGAAGAUGGGAGUAGAGGCAGAAUUUAACUGCAGAAUUGCACUAUUCAAAAUAAAGGGUACAUCAUUCAAUCUCACAGUUGCUACACUGUGACUGAAUGCCAGAAUUAAACCAUGAAGGUUACUGUUGGCACAUGUAGUUUUGGUCUGCAGUUUACGCAUGACGGCAUUUAUCUUUUAUGGCAUUGAUUCAAGCUGCAUGAAUUGCAUUUAGGAUUUAGGAAGGUCUGCACUCCCAGUUUUUCACUUUUUGGCCUUAGUUGGGAGACUUUCUUGGCUCAAAACCAUUAAAUUCAAUUGACGUUUUCUUGUGAUUAGGGCGCAGGGUUAAAGAGACAAUGAUUCCUGUCAUCAGCCUACAAAAACAAGUUACAUGAAGCAUCUUAUUAAAAUCUUACUACUAAAAAAAGUGUAAAUACUCCAUCUAAGUUAGUAAUAGCAUACCUUUGAAAUUCUACAGUUACUGCAUCCAUUAUUUAAACUUCUAAAUGCAUGAAUUCACACUUUCACUGUUUUGGGCAAAUUUAUGUUUCUUCCACUUUCGAUGGCUCCUUUUUGCUAUUGGCGGCACGGAUUGAAUCUCAGCCAUGUUGUUUUUGUUCAGCGCAUGGCUUUUUGUUCACAUGGAAAGAGGGUUAAGGGUUAACCCUAACCCAAACAGUUAGGCAAAUUAUAAAAAUAUGCUUUUAGUUUGUUGUCUUCUAUUGAUCAAUGAUGCUGCCCCCCUGCCCGAUUCGGUCUUUUUGCAAGCAAGCUAACCUUACCUUUUUCACCUUGCAAAUCGAAUGCUAUCAACUUUUUCUGAUUGACUAGUGAAAAACAUUGCUCAAAUGUGGUGUAUGCAU